This is a messenger RNA of Sporothrix brasiliensis 5110, 1407 nucleotides long. RefSeq lists its product as uncharacterized. The record is from RefSeq and is a predicted model, not a curated record. The transcript is spliced from 2 exons. Bases 1 to 1407 code for a protein of 468 amino acids. Gene Ontology annotation, molecular function: aldehyde dehydrogenase (NAD+) activity. Lineage: Eukaryota; Fungi; Ascomycota; Sordariomycetes; Ophiostomatales; Ophiostomataceae.
AUGUCCGUCGAGGUCAUCACCACUAUCUCGCCAACGACCAAUGAGCCCGUCGUCACGCGCAAUGGUAUCUCACAGGCCGACCUCGCGCUGCUCCCGGAGACGGCCACCAAGGCGUUCCAGACAUGGCGUACGACCAAGCUGAGCGACCGCCAGAUCAUUGUGCGCAAGGCGCUGGACGCGCUCGCCAGCCGCACCGACGAGCUGGCCCGCGAACUCACCGAGCAGAUGGGCCGGCCGAUUGCUUAUACGGGAAAAGAGAUCUCGACGGCCAUCAAGCGCGCCGAGUUUCUGUUGAAGGCGAGCGACGAAGCCCUCAAGGACUCGCCGGGUGAGGCAGAGAAGGGCUUUGAGCGGUUCAUUCGCAAAGUACCCGUGGGGCCUGUUUUGAUCAUCUUUGCUUGGAAUUACCCAUACCUCAUUCUCGUGAACACGCUUAUCCCGGCGCUGCUGGCGGGUGACACAGUUAUCCUCAAGCCGUCGCCCCAGACGCCCACGGUCGUCGAGCAAGUCGCCAAGGCCUUUGAAGAGGCGGGCCUGCCGGCAGGCGUCCUGCAGUACUUCCACAGUGGCUCGCCUUCUGUGAUCGAGUCCAUUGUGCGCAACCCGCUCGUGGCGCACGUGUGCUUCACGGGCUCGGUGGCGGGCGGCCUGGCCGUGCAGCGUGCGGCUGCUGACCGUGUUGUCAACGUCGGCCUCGAGCUGGGGGGCAAGGACCCGGCGUACGUGCGCGCGGAUGUCGACGUGGCGUGGGCGGCCGAGCAGAUUGUCGACGGCUCCGUGUUCAACUCGGGCCAGAGCUGCUGCGCGCUCGAGCGCGUGUACGUGCACGAGAGCAUCCACGACGCCUUUGUCGAGGCCGUGCAGGGCGUGCUGCGGGGCUACGUUCUGGGCGACCCGCUGGACCCCAAGACGCACGUCGGCGCGGUGGUGUCGAAGCGGUCCAAGGCAGCCAUUGAGGAGCAGAUCAAGGAUGCGCUCAGCAAGGGCGCCAAGGAUGCGACGCCGACAGACAACGAGUCCUUCAAGCAUGCGCCGGCAGCGGGCAACUUUGUGCCGCCGACGCUGCUCACGGGCGUGACGCACGACAUGCUCGUGAUGAAGGAGGAGACGUUUGGCCCGCUGAUCCCCGUGAUGUCGGUCAAGGACGACACCGAGGCGCUGCGACUGAUGAACGACAGCGAGUUUGGCCUGACAGCGAGCGUGUGGACCAAGGACCGUGCAGCGGCCGCGGCGCUGGUCGACGAGAUCGAGGCGGGCACGGUGUUUGUGAACCGGUGCGACUACCCGAGCCCGGACCUGGCGUGGACAGGGUGGAAGAACUCGGGUCGCGGCUACACACUGAGCCGGUUUGGGUUCGACCAGUUUGUGAAGCUGAAGAGCUACCACUUGGCGGAUGGCCCGGCAUAG